Molecule: messenger RNA, 1971 nt
Organism: Monodelphis domestica (gray short-tailed opossum)
Lineage: Eukaryota; Metazoa; Chordata; Mammalia; Didelphimorphia; Didelphidae
Product: gasdermin-A-like
Biological process (GO): defense response to bacterium; pyroptotic inflammatory response
Molecular function (GO): phosphatidylinositol-4,5-bisphosphate binding; phosphatidylserine binding; phosphatidylinositol-4-phosphate binding
Source: RefSeq, a predicted model, not a curated record
AGGGGGGGGGGGGUGCAGAGCUGCAAGUCUUCUGCAGUGAGGACCUGAGGAGCAGAGCAGCUAGAGCCAGAAGGACAAGGGGCUUCCUUCUCCAGCAUCUCUCUCAAGAGAACUAGGUUGUUCUUGCUGACCCUCCCAGCUCUUCUGCUCUGGAAAACUGCUUCAUUGCUCCAAAGUUUGAAAGCAUGGCUUCUGUGUUUCAAGAUACCACUCAGGCUUUGGUAAGGCAGCUGGAUCCCUCAGGUGAGCUGAUUCCUGUCACCAGCAUCAUUGAUGUUUCCUGCUUCCGGCCUUUCUGCCUGGUGAAGAGAACAAGAACAAGCUUCUGGGGAGUCCGAUAUGUCAAGACAGACUUCUCUCUCAGAGAUAUUCUGGAGGAAGGACCUGAACUGCCAGAGCCAAGUAAAGAUCCAGUGAUUAAAAUUGGAGAAAACACUGAGAAGACUAUGGCAACUGGAGUCACUGCUGCAGACAUUGGGAUUACUGGGAUGAUCACCUUUUCUGCUGGUGGCUCCCAUAAUAACUACCUGGAGAUUCAGAAACUGAGCGUCGUGCACGAGUUGGAGUCCUUAAGGAAACGGAAACUGAAGGUGCCAGAGCCAAACAUUCUGAAGAAGCUUCGGGAGCAUAAUGAGAAUCUGUAUAUGGUGACUGAGGCAGUAGAGACACUGAAGGAUGCCAAGCUGGAGAAGAGGAGGAAGGCUGAUGCAGGCAUAUAUGUCCCUCUCCUUAAUGCUUUGCAGUUCAAGGGUUCCUUUAGCUUCGAUUCCACCAUCCAUGUCUCUGAGGGCUCCAUCCUGGCCUUCCGAGUAAAGCGGCUUCACUUUUUCCACAGAGAUUGGGUCGCCUUGGAACAAGAUGAAGACUUUAGAGGAUACUUUGAUAUGCCUUACAGCCUCAGACUAUUGCGGGACAAUGGCGACCCAGAUUCAAUAAAGCAGCAGCAGGAGCCUGAGCUACCCUCCCAAAGCACCACCGGAUUCCAGGCACUUCAGGCACAGGUGAAACCAGAGAUCCACAUCUUGGAGACCUUGACCCUAAAACACCGGCAAAGCCUGAUGGAGGCUCUCCUGGGGCUUCUGGGUCAGGCCAAAGCCCUACAAGAGCUGGAGGACACGAUGAACCGAGCAUUGGACCUUGAGGAGCCAGUGACCCCAGGAUUCCUAGGGGGCCCUGGGGAUGCCAUCCUAGCCAAGCUGCAGGAUGCUUCAGGCAAACUCAACCCUUCCUGGGCAGGGAGCAUUCUCUACCUGUUGGGAGCACUCCACGAGCUGAGUGAGGAGCAACAGCAACUGCUGGCAAUGUCUGUGGAGAAGGAGAUUCUCUCCCAACAGCUAGAACUGAUGAAGACCAUCCUGGACGAGAAUUUCCUUCGAACUGAGGCAGGAUCAUUUCCUCUCCAUUGUGAGCUCCUCCAGAGCCUUCAAGGAGAGGAGCUGACUGUGACGCAGGCCCUGAUAGGUCUCUGUGGCCUUGACCUACAGGGUGAUGGUCCCCUCUUUGCCUGGGACCCUGAUGUCCUGCCUCCUCUCUGUGCCCUAUAUGCUGUCCUCUCUGUUUUUCAAGCAUUAUCUAGAACCUCUUGGUUUAGCAGCCCCUUCACUAAAGUCCUUAACACCCUGAACUUCUCAAGGAGGGGAAAGUAAAGAGGAAUUUGGUCACGUGAGUGAUAGGGACUGAUCUCUUUUCUUUGCCUCAGCUAUCUAAGGGCUUGGGCCUUUGGCCCAGCCUAAGCAGAGGAGUUAUUUAAGCCCUAUUCCCUUCUCUCCCCUUUCUCUCUCUCUCUCUCUCUCUCUCUCUCUCUCUCUCUCUCUCUCUCUCUCUCUCUCUCUCUCUCUCUCUCUCUCUCUCUCUCUCUCUCUCUCUCUCUCUCUCUCUUUCUCUCUCUCCCUCUCUCUCAUACCUUUCUUCCUCCUGUUUGUAAUUAAAAACUCCAUAAAAGGUUGACUGCUGACUUGAGUUUUCAUUUAG